AUGGAUUCAAACCAAAGCAGUGGUUCCUCGGAUAACAUGGCACAAGCCGUGAUGUGGCAACAAGUACCCACGAGCAAGGCUGAUACAAUCAUUGACGACUUUGAAAUGAUCGAUGACCAGCAACAACAACCUCCACCAACAACAAAUGAACGAUCCUUCCUCCUAUCAUCCAACACAUCCGAAUACUACAGUGAUUAUGCUGAUGCGGGCAACAAUUUGUUUGGCACAUCCACCUUACCAGCAACAUUCUUGCAGACACAGACUCGGCCCGUGUGUUUUCGUGUACUUUUCAUGGGCAACACUGAAAGCAUUGGCAACAUUAAUCGAUCAAAGACGCUUGUGCUGCGCAAACUUUCUGAAGUGAUUGCAUCCUUGUUACCACGCAGCUGCAGCACCAACACGCCCACCAAUGAUCUUGGUACGACCGAUUUUCGGGAAAAGACCCACAAUGUUGUAUUUUUGGAUGCUUUUGAUACAAGCCCCAUUGAAACAUACGAGGACAAUGGCCUGCAUGUGAUUGAAGCCGAUUUUACCGACAACAAUGACGACGACCAAUACGAGCGACGUUUAAUCAACUAUGUCAAUACACAUGAUGUCAACUUGGUGGUCUACUUUUAUUACAAUCGUAAACAACAACCCGAUGAGAGGAACAUGGCAAUCCUUGAACAAUUGAGUGGACGAAUGCCUAUUUGGCCCCUUUUGGUGUAUUCUUCAAUCCCGGGAGGAGGUGGAGGUGGAGAACGACCCCAUUCGGCAACGGGAUAUCAUCAUCAACGUCGCCAUCGAUCACCUGUGCCACCAACAGCCAAUGAUUCCAUUGCCACACUUGGGCAAAAGUUAGCCGACAAACUUGCUCGUCACCAGAUACAAACAAUCGAUUUGAAUUUGACAGGCGUCAAUCCUGAAGAACACCCACAUUUUGCAUCCACCAAGAUCACUUCAUCAUCGACUCCUCCUUCUUCUCACAACAAUGACUUGAUAUUGACAGUCGACCAAUUUGCAACCAUCCAUCGAGAUCAAGUGGCUGUCAUCUUACAACGGUGGCGUACAGAUCAUGAUAAUCAAAAAGGAGGAAAUGAAGAUCAUCAUCGUUGGUGGUGGUUGUGUUGGUUACAGAAACAACAACGUCGAUCUUUACCAUUUUCGUCUACUGGAGGAGCAUUGGCAGCAGCUACCAUUGUGGGCUUAUUACUCUUACUUUUCGGCACACGACUCACAACAUUAUGGGCACAAAGAAGAAGUACCACCAUGGAUUUACCCAAAGAGCCUGUGAAGAUGCGAUUGAAUCCAAUGUGGGAUGUGGUGGAUGAAGAAACGUUACGACAGCUAUUUGUGGUGGAAGUGGAUCCAGAAAGAAAGCAUGAUGCUUGGAAGGAGCAAACAUUGGUGGUCGUUCUGGAAACGGAUCAUCUUGCUGAAAAGGAGUUUCGCAUGACCUAUGAACCGGGAACACAGUACAAGUACGUGGUGGAUGUACCAUCACCAUGCCUUAUCCACAACACGGGUGAUAUUCCAGUGCACAUUGUUUGGCGAUACCAACAAGAUGAAUCAACCAGGCUAGAACGCACGGUGGCAAAUUAUCCCGUCUUGUCAAUGGAAACAUGUCAACCAGUGUAUCAGCGCCAUGUUGCACCUGAAUGUGCCCCAAGAACAGCAUUAUCGGCCGUACGAAGACGUGCUUCAUCAAUCGAAUGGAAAUUGUUAUUCGGCAAGCUCAAGCAUGAAUUUAAAAAGCUGGCCCACGACAUGUCGAAUGCUUGUCAGAAUUUGUUUAUCAAGCUGCUUAGCUAG
Molecule: messenger RNA, 1791 nt
Organism: Lichtheimia ornata
Lineage: Eukaryota; Fungi; Mucoromycota; Mucoromycetes; Mucorales; Lichtheimiaceae
Exons: 2
Coding region: 1-1791 (596 amino acids)
Source: RefSeq, a predicted model, not a curated record